ACCACCUUGCCAUGCACCACUCAACAACAUCUCUGCUCCAAACCAAAGCGUAUGCUUGGUCUCGGGUUGCAUCUAGGAAGGCCGCAGCUUAAGGUGCGCCCCUCUCUGCUGGAUCUGAUCUCGCACGGCGCCGUUGUCGAGAAGGUCGCAGUCGAUCCCGCUCUAGGUCCUGUUCCAGCGUCGAGGUUGAGCUUACCGUCUCCACCUGACCUACACCUGCCACCGCUGCCCGCAACACCUCCCAGCAGCACCUCCUCCUCCGCCUCUCCCAUCGUCCCAGCAAACAGCACCCCCUCUGGUCUUCACAUCGCUUGCACACCCUCGACUACCCCGCCGUCGCCGUCUCCAGCUCCCGCCAUGGCCUCUUCAGCCAAGAAGCAGACGCGCGAAGACCAGGAUGGCCAAGUCUUCUCCAUUUCCGGUCCCGUCAUCGUGGCCGAGCAUAUGAUCGGAUGUGCCAUGUACGAGCUGUGCCUCGUCGGCCGCGAUAGACUGGUCGGCGAAGUGAUUCGCAUCGACGCAGGCAAGGCAACGAUCCAAGUCUACGAAGAGACGGCCGGUGUCACGGUCGGAGACCCCGUCGUACGGACGGGCCUGCCUUUGUCCGUAGAGCUCGGUCCUGGCUUGAUGGAAACGAUUUAUGAUGGUAUUCAACGACCGCUCAAAGCCAUCGCAGAGACUUCCGAAAGUAUUUACAUUCCUCGUGGCAUUGCAGUGCCAGCUCUGGACCGGGAGAAGAAAUGGGACUUCAAGCCUACUAAGAAGGUUGGAGAUAUGAUUACCGGAGGCGAUAUUUGGGGUAUUGUACAUGAAAACAGCUUGUUAAAUGAACAUAAAAUCCUGCUUCCUCCUCGCGCCCGGGGCACCAUCACGAAAAUAGCCGAUGCCGGAAGCUACACAGUCGAUGAGAAGAUCUUAGAGAUUGAAUUUGAUGGGAAGAAGACCGAACAUGGCAUGAUGCACACCUGGCCCGUCCGUGUUCCCCGGCCCGUGAACGAAAAGCUGGCAUCCGACUCUCCCUUCAUUGUCGGCCAGAGAGUGCUGGACUCUCUAUUCCCCAGUGUUCAAGGCGGAACUGUCUGUAUCCCUGGUGCUUUCGGUUGUGGCAAGACUGUCAUCUCGCAGUCCGUGUCCAAGUUCUCAAACAGUGACAUUAUCGUCUACGUUGGGUGCGGUGAGCGCGGCAACGAGAUGGCAGAAGUCUUGAUGGAUUUCCCAGAGCUUUCUAUUGAGAUUGACGGUCGCAAAGAACCAAUCAUGAAGCGUACAUGCCUUAUUGCCAACACUUCCAAUAUGCCUGUGGCCGCUCGGGAAGCUUCUAUUUACACCGGUAUCACCGUCGCCGAAUACUUCCGUGAUCAAGGAAAAAACGUUGCCAUGAUGGCAGACUCAAGUUCUCGUUGGGCUGAAGCCCUGCGUGAAAUUUCCGGUCGUCUUGGAGAAAUGCCAGCAGAUCAGGGUUUCCCUGCGUAUCUGGGAUCCAAGCUUGCGUCCUUCUACGAACGUGCAGGAAAGAGCGUUGCUUUGGGUAGCCCUGAACGACACGGAAGUGUCAGUAUCGUGGGUGCCGUGAGUCCUCCGGGUGGCGAUUUCUCCGAUCCAGUCACCAGCAGUACUCUCGGUAUCGUGCAAGUCUUCUGGGGUCUUGACAAGAAGCUAGCCCAACGUAAACACUUUCCUUCUGUUAAUACCUCAGCUUCCUACAGCAAAUACACGACUAUUUUGGAUAAGUACUACGAAAAGGAGCACCCUGAUUUCCCCCGGCUCCGAGAUCAAAUCAGAGAGCUCCUCUCCAAUUCCGAAGACCUUGACCAGGUCGUCCAAUUGGUCGGAAAGUCGGCAUUGGGCGACUCUGAUAAGAUCACUUUGGACGUGGCUGUGCUGCUCAAGGAUGACUUCCUGCAGCAGAACGGUUACAGUGACUACGAUCAGUUCUGUCCUUUGUGGAAGACUCAAUACAUGAUGAAGGCAUUUAUGGGAUAUCAUGACGAGGCGCAAAAGGCCGUUGCGCAAGGCCAGAGUUGGGCCAAGAUCCGAGAGUCGACAGCAGAUAUCCAGGCUGCUCUACGAAGCAUGAAGUUUGAGGUUCCAGAUGACGAAAAGGCCGUCACAGCCAAGUACGAGAAGCUGCUACAAGACAUGUCAGAGCGCUUUGCGUCUGUGUCUGACGAGAUCAACGUCAACGACCCAGGGCUAAUCUCCCUCGUGAACAGGCUCCAAGAUGUUUUUUCCACAGUAGGAGUCCAAAAUCCUAUCGACUUGCCCCAGAUCGCCGUCGUCGGUUCCCAGUCGAGUGGAAAGAGUUCGGUGCUGGAAAAUAUUGUUGGACGAGACUUUCUACCCCGAGGCUCUGGCAUCGUCACUCGUCGCCCCCUGAUUCUCCAACUGAUCAACAAGCCGCCGGCCAAGCCCCAGACGAAUGGAACGUCAGAGACAAAGUCAUUAGAGGGAACUACUGACACCGCCGCGAAUGUUGAUGAAUACGGCGAGUUCCUGCAUAUCCCCGGCCAGAAGUUCUACGACUUCAACAAGAUCCGAGAAGAGAUCGUUCGCGAAACAGAGAGCAAAGUUGGCCGCAAUGCCGGCAUCUCUCCCGUCCCUAUAAACCUGCGCAUCUACUCUCCAAAUGUCCUCACACUGACCCUCGUCGACUUGCCUGGGUUGACUAAGGUGCCGGUCGGCGAUCAACCGAAGGAUAUCGAGAAGCAAAUCCGGGACAUGGUCUUGAAGUACAUCAGCAAGCCAAAUGCCAUUGUUCUCGCAGUCACGGCGGCCAAUCAGGAUUUGGCCAAUUCCGAUGGUCUGCAAUUAGCUCGUGAAGUCGACCCGGAGGGUCAGCGCACCAUUGGUGUCUUGACAAAGGUGGAUUUGAUGGACGAGGGUACCGAUGUUGUGGAUAUUCUUGCGGGCAGGAUCAUUCCGCUGCGAUUAGGCUAUGUUCCAGUGGUCAACCGAGGUCAACGAGAUAUCGAAAACAAGCGGCCCAUUUCAUAUGCUUUGGAGCACGAGAAGACCUUUUUCGAAAGCCACAAGGCAUACCGCAAUAAAGCAUCUUACUGCGGCACACCUUACUUGGCUAGGAAGCUUAACUUGAUCCUCAUGAUGCACAUUAAACAAACCCUUCCCGACAUUAAAGCCAGAAUUGCAUCUUCCCUCCAAAAAUACAGCUCCGAACUGUCCCAACUCGGCGACUCGAUGUUAGGUAACAGCAGCAACAUAAUCUUGAAUAUCAUCACUGAGUUCAGCAACGAAUACCGAACUGUGUUGGAGGGUAAUAAUAAUGAGCUUUCCAGCAUUGAGUUGUCCGGAGGUGCUCGUAUCAGUUUUGUGUUCCAUGAACUUUACUCCAACGGCGUCAAGGCUGUCGAUCCGUUCGACCAAGUCAAGGACAUUGAUAUUCGCACGCUCUUAUACAACUCGUCUGGUCCGUCUCCCGCACUUUUUGUCGGCACCACUGCUUUCGAGGUCAUCGUCAAGCAACAGAUUAAGCGGCUAGAGGAUCCCUCGCUCAAGUGUGUUUCUCUUGUCUAUGACGAGCUUGUUCGUAUUCUAGGUCAACUUCUCAACAAGAGCUUGUUCCGUCGGUAUCCAAUGCUCAAGGAAAAGUUCCACAAUGUUGUGAUUCUGUUUUUCAAGAAGGCGAUGGAGCCCUGCAACAAAUUAGUGAAGGAUAUGGUGAACAUGGAAGCUUGCUACAUCAACACUGCCAACCCUGACUUCUUGAAUGGUCAUCGUGCCAUGGCUAUUGUUAAUGAGCGCCAGAGUGCUAGCAAGCCUACUCAGGUUGACCCCAAGACCGGAAAGCCCCUUCCCCAACGUGCUACUAGCCCUUCGCUAGACCCCAUGGCAGAACCAUCUAAGGACAGUGGAUUCUUUGGCAGUUUCUUUGCGUCGAAGAACAAGAAAAAGAUGGCCGCUAUGGAAGCUCCGCCACCAACACUGAAGGCCUCGGGUACAUUAAACGAGCGAGAGAACAUUGAAGUCGAAGUUAUCAAAAUGUUGAUCAACUCAUACUUUAGCAUUGUGAGGCGGAAUCUGAUCGACAUGGUUCCCAAGGCUAUCAUGUACACACUUGUUCAAUUCUCCAAGGAUGAAAUGCAACGUGAGUUGCUCGAAAUGAUGUACCGCAACACGGAGCUAGACGAACUACUUAAAGAGAGCGAGUACACGAUCCGCCGCCGAAAGGAAUGCCAACAAAUGGUGGAGAGCUUAACACGAGCCAACGAGAUUGUCAGCCAAGUUCAGUAGACUUAGACACGAUAUCCUUUCCUUUUCUUUACGUGUUUGUGGUUUCGAUUUAUUUGGCGACGUUGGAAACUGGUGUCAGGCAACUCUUUUCGGCUUACGCUGCUGGUACUCCUUUUUGCUAUUCUUAAAGAAUGCUUAACUGAUGAUACAUGGCGUGUGUAUCAUUUAUAUCGUCUAUAAAAUAUACGAUGAUAUGUCUUUUUUAUUAUGCCCCCAGACACGUACUUGUCGAGCACUUACUUGUUACUUGUUGAUUUGAGCGCAAUAAUGAACAAAUGCUGUUAAAUAC
Messenger RNA from Talaromyces proteolyticus, 4537 nucleotides. RefSeq names its product ATP synthase alpha/beta family, nucleotide-binding domain-containing protein. Gene Ontology annotation, cellular component: proton-transporting V-type ATPase, V1 domain; fungal-type vacuole membrane. The coding region runs from base 52 to 4248 and encodes 1398 amino acids. The record is from RefSeq and is a predicted model, not a curated record. Gene Ontology annotation, molecular function: ATP binding; GTPase activity; proton-transporting ATPase activity, rotational mechanism. The transcript has 10 exons. Gene Ontology annotation, biological process: proton transmembrane transport; ATP metabolic process. NCBI's taxonomy places the organism in Eukaryota, Fungi, Ascomycota, Eurotiomycetes, Eurotiales, Trichocomaceae.